Messenger RNA from Magallana angulata, 1936 nucleotides. RefSeq lists its product as uncharacterized. Gene Ontology annotation, molecular function: protein binding. The transcript is spliced from 11 exons. The coding region runs from base 82 to 1881 and encodes 599 amino acids. The record is from RefSeq and is a predicted model, not a curated record. Lineage: Eukaryota; Metazoa; Mollusca; Bivalvia; Ostreida; Ostreidae.
AAAUCCACUUGAUAAGAUGUCCAGUCUACCUAUUUUCAUUGCUUAUCUCUCAAGUAUUUGAACGACCUCUAAUAGACAGAUAUGUGUAUAAUUUCUGUAAUGCAAACAUCUUUAUUUUUAUUUGUUGUUUUCUUUUCCACCAACAAAAUCGUUUACGGUUUAAUGUGCCUAAGAUGUUCCGAUGUUACUGAGCCCAGACUUUGCAACAAAAUUGAACGCUGUCAGGAUGGGGAGGUAUGUGCAGUGCAGCAGUACCGGGCAGACAAUGGAGACAUAGGCUACUGGACAGGAUGCUAUCCUAAACAGGAAUGCGCUGCUGUGGACAAUAGAACAGUGGUCAGUACCAAGAGAAGUCAGUACAUAGACGGCGUAGUUCAGUGCAGAGACUGUUGUACUUCAGAUAUCUGUAACGCUUAUGGCUGUGGCUCUCCAAAAUACCCAGCCACCCGGGGACCUAUUUGUUUUGACUGUGAGAAUUUGUCGGAUCCAAGGGAUUGCCAUACAGUAACUCCCUGUAACCUCAACCAAAAAUGUUUUAUACACGAAAAAUCCGUCUUUGGUAAAAGGUAUUUCACAUCCAAAUGCGAAUCCAUAAUGGGUUGUCUCCCCCAUUUCACGGGUCCUGUGGUCGGUAGGAGGCGUGACCUGUCGGGGCUGUGUAUUCACUGCUGUGACGGGGAUCUGUGUAACGCUGAUUGUUCUACAGCAUCCAACGCCACCGUCAACAACGUCAACAAACCAGCUACUAGUAUGCCAGAUCACGUUGCCUUCCACGCUGUCGCCUACAGUCCUACAAAUAACGCUGUGGUUAUUUUUGACCACGUGAUUACAAACGUCGGCGGGGGAUACGACAACACCACAGGGGUGUUCAUUGUACCCACCCCCGGGCUGUAUGUAUUUUCCUGGACCAUAGAGACGUACCGUCAAAGAACAGAAGCUGUGCUUCUUGUGAAUGGUGUACAACAAGCAUUGUCAAGGGCCGACCAAGCGUCCUCAUAUUACGACACUACCACCUCCUUUGCAGUCCAAAACCUGACACUGAACGACAAAGUAAAAGUCAAGGUCAUUCUUGGACGCUCAGAACCAAGGCAUACAAUCUUUUCCGGCUGGAAGAUCAAUAACACCGAUGAUACGGCGUUUUCUGCGUCCCUGUCACGAGAAGUUACGGGCAGUACCAUAAUCUUUAACAACGAAACCUUAGACACAGACAGCGCAUACUCCACCUCCACUGGAAGAUUCGUGGCGCCUCGUUCUGGUCUUUACGUUUUCAUGAUGUCGGCUGUUAUAUAUGGAAAUCAUGAAUAUACCUGCGAUUUCUCCUUUAGCAAUGGUAACGAUCAACCAGAGAUAUGGGUGGACUCAGCUAGUGGACUAUAUGACAGCGCCAGCUACAUGACGUUCGGCUGGUUGAAUAGCGGCGAUUACGUGUAUACACAUGCAAGCAGAAUGACAACCUCCUCUGUGUUUGCUGGAUGGCAGCUGGUGGAUGAUGCAAAUGUUUCCAAAGUAAGAUAUCCAGCGUUUCUUGCACAUCUUAGUGGAGACACCACCCGUUCCCCCAUCGUCUUUAAUCGUGUUCACUCGGGUUAUCACCACGGCUACUCGACGAGCACUGGGAAGUUCACUGCAGAUCGUGACGGCGUGUACGUAUUUCUACACAAUAUAGAAGCGGCAGGGUCUGUUGUGAAUACCGCUCUAGCAGUGAACGGAAACGUUAAAGUGGAGACAAGGUCUGACGGCCGCCAUUCGGGCUAUGACGACACGUCUGCUGUCACCGUCCUGGAGCUGGCUUCUGGGGAUCAAGUCUACGUUAAUAUACAAAGCGGGGGAGCAGAUGAUGGGCAGACUCUUUUCUUUGGCAUUCUGCUAUUUGAACUCUGAAUAUUCUGUUUGUAGAGGUUGGUUAUCCAAUAAAAACUGAUCAAUUUCUAAAAAA